AUGCUAUUCAAUCUAACAUUUAAGUCAGCAAAAGAGACAUUCAAUCGGCCGAGAAAAAAAAAAUGCUGUUCAAACGAAAGGCCCAAGGAUCUCAAGCUGUCUAAAUAUGCACCGCAAGCUGUACCUUUAUAUCAAAAUGCUUCUUCCAAACCAUCGAGCUGUGGAUAUGAGGAAGAAUCAGUGUUUCACAUCUUGUUGGAAUGUUCUAGAUCGCGUUGUAUCUGGCGAUUUUCGAUGCUAGGCUUUGACUUUAGCACAGGACCCCAUACUCCUUUUAACGUUUGGUUUGUGGAGUGGUUCCAAUCAGCUCCGGAUGACUCUUUACGAGGUUUGUCUCUUUAUAUUCUAUGGGCGAUCUGGAAAGAUCGGAAUAAGAUCCUUUGGUCCUCUGAAACACCAGUUGAUCCUGGAGUUGUGGUUAGACAAGCUACCAUGGAAUGGGCCUCAUAUAAGGCGGAUGUUUCUCCACCUCUCUCCUCUGUUUCUGAUCAUGUGAGGGCUGUGGCGCCCUCCCCUGGGCGUCGUCGGCUGGUCGUGGAUGGAGCUUUUCAUGCUAAUACUAAUAACGCUGCCGCUGGUUGGGUUUUGUACAAUUCCAUCGGUGGGACUAUUGACUUUGGCAGCACUAGGUUUCAAGCUACUUCUUCUUUGCAGGCCGAGGCACGUGCAUGCUUGGUAGCUCUUGUCGCUCUCGCGUUUGGGGACUGGAGGAGUUUCUGA
Oldenlandia corymbosa var. corymbosa is the source of this 720-nucleotide messenger RNA. NCBI's taxonomy places the organism in Eukaryota, Viridiplantae, Streptophyta, Magnoliopsida, Gentianales, Rubiaceae. The record is from the annotation of a GenBank genome assembly.